AUGACGCCUCAACCGAAUUCCGUAAAAAGUGGAGCUGUACAAUUCGAUGAGAUGUACAACAACCUGAAAAAUUCCCAAGUAACAGUUCGAUCUGUGUGGAUUCAGAUUACAUCACCAAUAAACUGGUCCUCAUCCAUCCGAACGAACAUCGACUUCAUUAACAGUAUUCUGGCUAGAGCUAAUACGUACGGACUUACUAUCGGCAUCUACACCAAUUUCUAUGAUUGGAGCCAAAUUACCGGUUACGCCACCGCCAGUAAUGUUAUGCUCUGGUACUGGAACGUGUAUGGUGCUGGUUUAUCAAGCGAAUCACCUGCUAACUUUGACGAUUUCCGACCAUUUGCUGGUUGGACAGUACCGAAUGUAAAGCAGUUUGGUCAAGUGGAAAGCAUAUGCAACAUCGAAGUAAACAGGAACAUAUUUUCAACCACAGCCGCUUCAACAACGAAUCCAAUCAGAAUGGAGAACUUCAACAAGUCACAACAGAUCAUUGUCGGAGGUCUGGGACUGAAAAAUACAGCGUUCACUGGCAAACCAGAAAUAAAACUUUGA
This is a messenger RNA of Angiostrongylus costaricensis, 552 nucleotides long. The record is from the annotation of a GenBank genome assembly. Lineage: Eukaryota; Metazoa; Nematoda; Chromadorea; Rhabditida; Metastrongylidae.